Messenger RNA from Fusarium verticillioides 7600, 330 nucleotides. RefSeq lists its product as hypothetical. The coding region runs from base 1 to 330 and encodes 109 amino acids. The record is from RefSeq and is a predicted model, not a curated record. The transcript is spliced from 2 exons. Lineage: Eukaryota; Fungi; Ascomycota; Sordariomycetes; Hypocreales; Nectriaceae.
AUGGACCUCCCCGAAGUAAGUUCGGCCUCAAAAGAUGGAGAAGCCUAUUACCCGGACUGCGAAACUAUCGAGAAAAUGGAGGUGGUCUUCAUGAACUGGGUCAAAAGCUACAGGGCCAUCCCUGAAGGCGAGCCGUUUCCGCCAAGACAGAUACCACGCCGCAUUCCUAGGGCCUACUCUACCGGUUAUCGGAACCCAGCCCUAUUGAGGCAAUCGUUUGAAGCAAUAGACCGUCCAGUAUGCUUGGAGACUGUACGCCGUACCAUUGAGGACCAAAUGAUUGAGGAGAUGUACCGCUGCGGCAAGGAAUCCUCGCCCCAUGUCGGGUAA